UAAAUGUUUAGAUACGGAAUAAAACCAUAAGUACUCAUUUUGGAACAUGACAAAAACAAAAACUUACUGGCGGAUGCGCAUGCGUCGCCAUUUUGGUAACUGUUUUCGGUUAGCAAGACGACGAGAUUAUUGCCGCCUUUGUGGCGAAAUGUGUCCUCAUAUUUAGCUUUUAAUCAUUUCUAAGUACAUUCGUAGUCUCGAUGCACUUUGACGCGUCCCAGCUUAGUUUGCAAGCUGCUCACCAGGAGACGCGAUCAACACAAUCAAACAAUCACAACACAAAUGUUGUGAUUGUUUGAAAAUGUGCGAAAGAACGAUUGCAAAGUACGAGGAGGAACUUUCUAGAACAAAAGAGGAGAAGGAGCGACAACGUCAACUACUGGACGCUCUUUUCAACAAACAUCAAGUUGUGUCACACAGAAAAGAUGUCCUCAGUCCUCAGCAGCAGGAGUGGACCUCCAUGGUGAAGCAGGAGGAGCCACAGCCCCCCCACAUCAAAGAGGAAGAGGAGGAACACAGCAUCAGUCAGGAGGGGGAACAUCUUCGAGGACCGAAUGAGUUCUCGGUGGUCGGUGUCAUCGUGAAGGGUGAAGGUGAUGCGGUCAAAGGUGAAAGUGAGGAGAAGAGAGAGGCGGAGAGACCAAGCAGCAGCUCAAGUCAACACAUGACAAGAGAAGGUGAUGGUGGAGGAUCACAAGCAGACUUAGCUCCACUGUCAGAUAGUGAGGACACAACGUCACACUCUUCUGACACUGAUGAUGAUGAUGAUGAUGAAGACUCUAAGGCCGAUCAGACUGACGACAGAUGCUGGAAAUGCUCAGAAUGUGGCAAAACCUUCAACAGGAAGGGCAAUCUCAAUGUGCACAUGAGGAUCAUUCAUGCAGGCGAGAAACCUUUCUGCUGUCAAAUGUGUGGUAAACAAUUCUCUACAAAAGCACACGUGGCGCGGCACGCCAGAACGCACUUUGGCGACGACGACGACAACACGCGCUUUCAGUGCUCCCAAUGUGACAAAACUUUUAGCAGCAAGGGGAAUCUCAACGUGCACAUGAGGAUAAUACACAAAGGCGAGAAACCAUUCGGCUGUGCAGUUUGCGGUAAGCGAUUCUCCACAAAAGCGCACAUGGCGACACACACAAGAACGCACUCCCGUGACAAUGACAACGCGCGCUUUGAAUGUUCUCAGUGUGACAAGACGUUUAGCAACAAAGGAAAUCUGACCGUGCACAUGAGGAUCAUUCACAAGGGCGAGAAACCGUUCUGCUGCGCAAAUUGUGGCAAGCAAUUCUCGUCGAAAGGUCACGUGACGGCGCACAUGCGAACGCACACCGGCGAGAAACCAUACGCCUGCUCGGUCUGCAACAGACGUUUCUCUCGUUGGUCACUAGUGGUGCGACACCAGCGAACGCACACCGGAGAGAAACCGUUCACUUGCUCGUCAUGCGGCGUCGCAUUCUCUCAAAAGUCAGGUUUGACAAAACACACCAGAAUACAUACUAAAGAAAGACCAUACUCCUGCUCAAUCUGCCACCGAAGUUUCGCAGUGAGUUCAGGAUUGGAUAAGCACAUGACGAUACACACUGGGGAAAAACCUUUUACCUGUUCAGUCUGCGGAUUAAGUUUUGUUCGGAAGUUAGUUUUGAAAGUACACAUGAGAAUACACACGGGUGAGAAAGCGUUCAGUUGCAGCGUGUGCGAUGAAAGGUUCUCUUAUAAGUACCAGGUGGACAAACACAAAUGUGUGGCUGAGACCAGGACAUGAAAUAACUGUGCAGUCCAUAUACAGGUAAAAGCCAGUAAAUUAGAAUAUUUUGAAAAACUUGAUUUAUUUCAGUAAUU
This is a messenger RNA of Nerophis lumbriciformis (worm pipefish), 1839 nucleotides long. RefSeq lists its product as uncharacterized. Gene Ontology annotation, biological process: regulation of DNA-templated transcription. Gene Ontology annotation, molecular function: DNA-binding transcription factor activity, RNA polymerase II-specific; RNA polymerase II cis-regulatory region sequence-specific DNA binding. The record is from RefSeq and is a predicted model, not a curated record. NCBI's taxonomy places the organism in Eukaryota, Metazoa, Chordata, Actinopteri, Syngnathiformes, Syngnathidae.